UUACGUAGGUCUCUUUGAGAUAAUGGACGAGUUCUUUCAAAUACAACGUUCUGGAUGAAUGCUGCAUCAAGGCAAAGGCCAUAGUAACUAGAAAAAGAAGAAGAAUACAUUGAGUUCUAAUCUCCUAAUCCUAACCUAGAAAUUUUUGUUUUUUGGCGCGAAAAUUUGUUUACCAACCUGUUUACUUUUUUCAUUUUCACUUUUCAAAACUUAAAAAUUAAAUAAAAUAAGAGAAAUGGCUGAAGAAUAUAGAGAAGAAAACCUUGCAUAUCUUAUGCCACUGUACUAUGGAAGACUUUUUCCAUCCCAUAAUUUCUUCCAGUGGUUAACACAAGGUGAUCCAAAGUCGUUUGCGUAUCGUGAAAUUUCAUUUACCCUAAUAGGAGAUAUAUAUAUAAGAUUUUUAUCUUUCGAGACGCAUGAAGAAUUUGCAAAAGAGUUGACUAAAAAGAUACCAAUAAAAAUUGAUAUUGGAUGUCAGUACAACAUAAAACCUAAAGAGAAGAGGAGUGCACAUACGGUUUUUAGGCCAACAUUAAAGGAAAUGGUGUUUGAUAUUGACAUGACUGAUUAUGAUGAAGUAAGAACCUGCUGUUCCGGAGCUGAUGUUUGUAUUAAGUGUUGGAAGUUUAUGGCUAUUGCUUGCAAAAUUCUUGAUGCUGCUCUCAGGGAGGAUUUCGGCUUUAAACAUCUUCUAUGGGUUUUCUCUGGUAGAAGAGGCAUCCAUUGCUGGAUAUCUGAUGAAAAAGCAAGAUACUAUGAUAACCACGCAAGAUCCACAAUUGCCGAAUAUUUACAAAUAAUAAAAGGGGGAAUGCAUACCAAAAAAGCCUAUUUGCCAGGAAGUAUCCAUUCGUCUAUACAGCGAGCACUGACAAUAAUAGACAAAUACUUCUUAGAUGCUAUAGUAAAAGAUCAGGAUAUUUUGGGUACCGAAGAAAGACUCACUAAUUUUUUAAAUUUGAUAGAUGAAAAAGUUAGGAGUGUGUUUAGGGAUAAUAUGAGUAACUUUAACACUUCCGUAGAAAGGUGGAAGGAAUUCGAAAAAACCUUUCAGCAACUGAUGCAAAAAAACCAAAUACCAAGAAGCUUAAAAAACCUUAAAGAGGAACUAAAACUUCAUUACUGCUAUCCAAGAUUGGACAUUAAUGUAACAAAAGGGGUGAACCACUUACUAAAGGCUCCAUUUUGUGUGCACCCAAAAACUGGCAAAAUUUGCGUUCCAUUUAACGUUAAACAUGUGGAUAAUUUUGAUCCUGAUAAUGUACCCACUAUCAGUGGAAUACUAGCAGAAAUAGAUGCUUAUGAUAAAAAAACUGUAGAACUGCAAGUGAAUCAAGUGGAAACUGAUGUAGAAUCAGCUUCUAUGGAAAUUUCUACUGCAUCAAAUAUUUUGAAUAGUCGUAAAACAGUCAAAGACUAUAAGAAAACUAGCCUUCUAAAAUACGUUAAAUAUUUCUCGGAGUUUUUAAGAGAUUUGGAAAAAGGCAGAAAAAGGAAGUUGGAAAGUAUGGACACAAUCGGUUUCUAAUUAUUUUUUCUUUUGUUAUAUACUUUUUUUUUGAAUAAAUUAUGUGAUCAAAUCAAA
Messenger RNA from Anthonomus grandis grandis, 1588 nucleotides. It is a transcript of the gene DNApol-alpha50, whose product is annotated as DNA primase small subunit. The record is from RefSeq and is a predicted model, not a curated record. The coding region runs from base 236 to 1531 and encodes 431 amino acids. Gene Ontology annotation, cellular component: alpha DNA polymerase:primase complex. Gene Ontology annotation, biological process: DNA replication, synthesis of primer. Lineage: Eukaryota; Metazoa; Arthropoda; Insecta; Coleoptera; Curculionidae. The transcript is spliced from 6 exons.